AAAACAUUGUUUAAAUAAAGGGAGAGGAGGAUUACCUUGUUUCUGUCGGUAUGGUGCCAAUGCUUUUGUUGUUGAAUUGGGGAUUUCGCAUGGGUUCUGUUUCUUUUCUAGUUCUAUUUCUUCUCUCUCACUCUGUGCUUCUUUCUUCUGCUGAAGAAGAAAGGAAACACCCUCCAACUUGUCCACCCUUUGACUGUGAAAAACUGGGCCGGCUUCACUUUCCCUUCAAAAAUGAAACAAACUCAGAAUGCGGAUUGUGCACAAUAGUACGAUGUACUGAAGAGCUUCCACGGAUCCAACUGGAAAGGGGCGGAAGAUAUUUUGGGUUGAAAAACAUCUCUCAGGCUGAUACCAUAGUAAUUCAAGAUGAGCGGCUUCAAGAGCACUUGCAACGCGGCAUAUGUGAAUUCAUUGAUAACUUAACUCGUUUCCGUUCUCCUUCUGUUUCUUUCAAACCAGUACCCCCUCUAGCCGAACUAACCCUGUUCAAAUGCCACCGUAAUCUCAAUAUUGAUCUUACUACAGACCAUACUUAUACCGGUUGUCAAGACUACAUUAUCCACUAUAAUCAUCCAAAUCAUACUUCCCUUCUUCCACCUCUACCUCAUAAUCAACCAAACCAUACUCCCACUCUUCCAGCUCCACCUCCACUGGACUGUUCUAUUAUUCAGUAUCCAAUAAACAUGAGUUUAGGAAUGGACAACCUGGUUGCCCUGUUGACUUCUGAUAUCACUCUUGAAGUGCAUCUGUCCCGCGAAUGUCGGAAGUGUCACUUUAGUGGAGGCCAAUGCCGAGAUGACGAGGGAAAAUUCCGGUGUGCACAUACAGGGAAUGACAAGACACUGAAGCUAGCCCUAGGAUUAGCCAUCUCAAUUACUGGAAUCGGAAUCCCGUUAGCACUAACUUUCUACUUCAGCAAAAAAUUCAGAUCAAUCUUCAAGGAGAAGCAAACAGGGAAUCAUCUAAAUGUAGAGACCUUUUUAAGAAACCACGAAUCCCUAGCUCCAAAGAGAUAUCGUUAUUCAGAAGUUCAAAAAAUGACAAGCUCAUUCAAAGAUAGAGUAGGAGAAGGAGGAUAUGGUGCAGUGUACAAAGGAAAGCUCCUCAACGGUGAUCUAGUGGCUGUGAAGGUCUUGAGUGAAACAAAAGGCAAUGGAGAAGAAUUUAUCAAUGAGAUUGCAAGCAUUAGUAGGACUUCCCAUGUCAACAUCGUGAGUCUCCUAGGCUUCUGCUUUCAAGGUUCAAAAAGAGCUCUAAUUUAUGAGUUCAUGCCUAAUGGGUCUCUAGAGAAGUUCAUAUAUGACAAAAAUUCUUCAAUGACAUAUGACAAAUUAGGGUGGGAAACAUUGUACAAUAUUGCCAUUGGCAUAGCUCGAGGCCUAGAGUACUUACACCGAGGUUGUAACACACGAAUUUUACAUUUGGACAUAAAGCCUCAUAACAUUCUUUUAAAUCAGGAUUUUUGCCCAAAAAUCUCUGAUUUUGGUCUUUCAAAGCUAUGUACUCGAAAAGAGAGCAUCGUUUCCAUGUCAGGUGCAAGAGGAACUGCCGGAUAUAUUGCUCCUGAGGUAUUCUGUAGGAAUUUCGGAGAUGUCUCCCCCAAGUCCGAUGUUUACAGCUAUGGAAUGAUGGUUUUAGAAAUGGUUGGUGGAAGAAAGAAUAUUGAUGAUGGAAUUAACCAUACCAGUGAAAUAUAUUUUCCUCAUUGGAUAUACAAGCGCCUUGAAUUAGAUGAAGAACUUGGAUUGCAGGGGUUUAUGAAUGAGGAGGAAAGAACGAGUGCAAGGAAGAUGAUAAUAGUGAGCUUGUGGUGCAUACAAACCAACCCCUCAAAUCGGCCACCAAUGAAUGGAGUGGUAGAUAUGUUGGAAGGAAGCCUUGAAUCAUUGCAAAUCCCACCAAAGCCUUUCUUGUAUUCUCCUCCAAGAUCAAUGAGGGAUUUAUCGAUUGCCUCUGUAUCAUGAAGUUGCUCAUCUGUAAUGUAUAUACAUGUAUGUCCUUUUUUUUUCCUGCAAGUUGAUUUCAAUUUAUUCCAGAUUUGAAGUUCUGAAUGAUGGAUAACUAAUGCUCUUUCAAGUCUAGACAUUUUUACUACAUGUCAUUUCAAAUUGUUAGUUGAUGAUAAUCAAAUUCCUCUAUAAGUUAAUUUUGUGGAUCA
Molecule: messenger RNA, 2158 nt
Organism: Vitis vinifera (wine grape)
Lineage: Eukaryota; Viridiplantae; Streptophyta; Magnoliopsida; Vitales; Vitaceae
Product: rust resistance kinase Lr10-like
Exons: 3
Coding region: 51-1964 (637 amino acids)
Biological process (GO): protein phosphorylation
Molecular function (GO): protein kinase activity; ATP binding
Source: RefSeq, a predicted model, not a curated record